This is a messenger RNA of Syngnathus acus (greater pipefish), 1383 nucleotides long. It is a transcript of the gene sec13, whose product is annotated as SEC13 homolog, nuclear pore and COPII coat complex component. Bases 148 to 1110 code for a protein of 320 amino acids. Gene Ontology annotation, biological process: positive regulation of TOR signaling; protein import into nucleus; COPII-coated vesicle budding. The record is from RefSeq and is a predicted model, not a curated record. Gene Ontology annotation, molecular function: structural molecule activity; protein binding. Gene Ontology annotation, cellular component: nuclear pore outer ring; COPII vesicle coat. The transcript has 9 exons. NCBI's taxonomy places the organism in Eukaryota, Metazoa, Chordata, Actinopteri, Syngnathiformes, Syngnathidae.
CCUGUCGGAGGAUUUAUCGUCACCACAGGCGGAAGUGGCGUCCCAGCCAGUUGCCACGUCGGGAUUGUAAUAAAAUUCGCUUACCUGUUUCUCUCUUUUUUUAAACAUCUAAACAAUUUCUGGAGCCCCUCUCACUAGUCUGUAAUCAUGGUUUCGGUCAUUAACACCGUGGACACCUCACACGAGGACAUGAUCCAUGACGCUCAGAUGGAUUACUAUGGCACCCGCCUGGCAACCUGCUCCUCGGACCGUACCCUCAAGAUCUUUGACGUCCGCAACGGCGGCCAGAUCCUUGUCGCUGAUCUGCGAGGGCACGAGGGUCCGGUGUGGCAGGUGGCGUGGGCUCACCCCAUGUUCGGCAACAUCCUGGCCUCCUGCUCCUACGACCGAAAAGUCGUCGUGUGGAAGGAGGAGAACGGCGCCUGGGACAAGAUGUACGAAUACACGGGACACGAGUCGUCAGUGAACUCUGUGUGUUGGGGUCCCCAUGAGUUUGGUCUGAUUCUGGCGUGCGGCAGCUCUGACGGCGCCAUCUCCCUGCUCACCUUCACGGGAGAGCAGCAGUGGGACAUCAAGAAGAUCAACAACGCGCAUACGAUCGGCUGCAACGCGGUCAGCUGGGCCCCAGCUGUGGCGCCGGGCAGCCUGAUCGAGCAACCGUCGGGACAGAAGCCCAACUACCUUAAACGCUUUGUGUCCGGAGGCUGCGACAACCUCGUCAAACUCUGGAAGGAGGAGGACGGCCAGUGGAAGGAGGACCAGAAGCUGGAGGCCCACAGCGAUUGGGUGAGAGACGUGGGCUGGGCGCCUUCCAUCGGACUCCCCACCAGCACCAUCGCCAGCUGCUCGCAGGACGGCCGCGUCUACAUCUGGAUGUGCGACGACCCCGCCGGCAACACCUGGACGGCUAAACUGCUGCACAAGUUCAACGACGUCGUCUGGCACGUCAGCUGGUCCAUCACGGGCAACAUCCUGGCCGUGUCUGGAGGAGACAACAAAGUGACGUUGUGGAAGGAGUCGUUGGACGGUCAGUGGUCGUGUAUCAGCGACGUCAGCAAAGGCCAGGGAACCGUGUCGGCUAUCGCAGACACCCAGCAGGCGGAGCAGUGACACGCGCACGCACGCACGCAUUCAUUUUGUCCAAAUGCUUGUUCUCGUGUACAGAUGAGGGACGUUUUGUUUUUGAAAUCAAAGUGUUGGCCAAAUGAGGACUCUUCUUGUGCGUCCUGCCUGUCAUGCUCAUGAACAUUCCGGCUCCCUCAAAAUGGUCAUCGCGUGAUUGGCUCAUCAAGUCUGACUGACCCAGCAAUCAGGAACAGCGAGCACACCCGUUCCCUGCUUGUAUGUAAUUUGUUAAUUAAAAAAAGGAAAAGUGAAUAUGAA